GUUGCUGGCCGACAUUGAGGACUGAAUGGGAGGAAUGGUAUGAUAGAGUGGUGCCUGCGAGAGAAGAUGACCUGCAAGAGCUUUAUAUUCUCGAUGCCCUUCGACUUUCCAGGUUCAUUAUUCCUGAAGACCCCUUUUUGAUUCCUACUGCCUUAUGUUUUUGGAAUAUGGCUUUCAAUUUCUUCCAGUUUCGGUGUGGUAUGAUGGCCCCCACCGUUCUUGAUAUUUGCCAUCUCCUAGGGCUUUCACCCCAUGGUUCUCUUUUUACUCCCAACUAUCCAGACCUUCCUGUCAAAUUUUCUCUCCCAGCCCUAAACUCUUCUUAUAGUGACUUCGUAAAGGCUGAAAAUAAGAGAGAAGGUCCUGUGCGGGACAGAGAAUUCUUCUCCUUCAUAUUAUACUGGUUAUGCAGAUUCCUCUUUUGCACCUCAUCUCAGAGGAUUAUGCCUGAGUUUGCUCCACUUGCGAAGGCACUCGUCUUGAAGAAACAUAUCGCUCUUGCUCCUUAUCUUCUAGGUCAUGUCUACAGAGCCUGCUCCCAAUUUUGCGAAAAACCCCUCGAUGCUAACCAAGGAGGUCCCCUCUGGGUGCUCCAACUCUGGCUCUUUGCUUAUUUCACUGACCUACAUCCCAAGUGUUUAGGAUUCCUUGUUCAGGAUCCUAGUACUUACGGGGAAAAAUAUGCCAGGAUUGCCCUUUACCCUGCUUCCUUUGCUUAUUACUUUACCUUCUUUUAUCAACUUCCUAUCUCUCCAUCUGCUUCCUUCUUUUGUCCUUUCGAAGCCAAUAGAGGGCCAACCUGGCUACAAUCUUUUCUGGCUGAUAAGGAAUGUUCCACUUCUCCCCACAAAGAUAUGUGGGCCUCUAUAUUAUUACCAAGGGAGCUGUUCAUUGGCACUCUGAACCCUCGAGCCUAUAAAUGCAUAUCUGAGGUAUACUGCCCUUCUCAAUUUGCAAGGCAAUUUGGGCUCUCUCAAGGGAUACCUGUUCCUCUUUGCAGUCUUUCAAAUGUCCAUCUCACUGCCAGGGAUUUGAGAAUACCCAAAUCCAAGCCAGAGGCAGCAGUACUCAGACUGCUGAAGGAAUUGAGUGAAUUCCAAUUUAUCCCCUUUCGCCCCUUUGGCUCAGUUUUAAAAAGGUUUAAGAACUGGUGGACAGCCAAUAUGGAAGUGCGCCUCUCUGCACACCCUCAUGACUUGUUGGUGGGGUUGGGAUUGCCUUCGAAGGAUAAGUCAACAACAGCCCAGAACACUUCUCCCCCUCCUGAAGUUGUCACCACCACUCCUGCCACUUUACCCCUUCCAGCCAGGGUUACUAGAGCUGCUUCGAAGAAGGGGUCUCCACAAGAAGAGUCUCCCAAGAGAGCCGAGACUUUAGCUAUUCUCAAGAAGAAACAACAACAAAAAACAAAAAGGAGACUAGUCCUUCCUCCUGAAGUACCUGAAUCUCUUGAAGAAGAAAGAGAGGUUGAGCCAGAGAAAGAAGUGCCCUUACAAAGAACAAAGAGACAAAAGGUAACUGUAUCUUCAUCUGAUGCCAUUGAAAAUCCUGUUAGCGAGGCAACCACCAUAAUAGCGGAGAAAGAACUUAUCUCUGGAGAGUCUGAACCCCGAUCUGAAGAAGGGGAGGUUGGAAAAGAAUUGGUUAUAUCUCUGCCAAGGGAGAAGAGAAAGAAAAUGACUGUUCCUGUCACUGACCAUGUUGAGGACUCUACUCAUAAAGCAGCUGCCAAGGCAGUCGAACAGGAACAUUCCAAGGCAAUCGUUGUAUUUGAGAGAGCCAAGAAAAGAUGGCAAGAGCAAAUGCUAAGAGAGGAAGCUGCUACUGCCGAUGCAACACAAGGGGAAAUGGUAAGAAGGCAGCAGACUGCUGGACAUUACUCUCUCCGCAGUUCUCCCAUCAGUACUAGCGCCUCUGGAACAACGACAACUACUGCACUCACCUUUCCAAUGAGACCUUCCUCAAUUUCGGUUGAGGUUGACCAAAUGCAGAAUGUCAGGGUUGUUCGAGUCGUGCUUCCAAUUCAAAAGCCUAUAUUUGUCGUACCUUCUUUAAACUCCAGUAUUCCUGCAUCUCCUUUUCUUGGAUUAAAGCCAUACCUCCCUUUUUUGGCUCUUGACCUACCUCAGUCUACUUUUCCUUCGAGCCUUGCUCUUUUUUCGUCCUUUAUAGAAACUCCAACUGUUACUCCAUUCCCAAUGGCAGUUGAUUCUUCCACAGAGGACACUGGUAGCCCUUCAAUUCAUGGUUCAUCACCAAUGCCCACUUCUAGUCCCUCUUCUCUUGAUUUGCUGGUGGCCAAGACCAUAGAGGCUGCCAAAGAUGCUCCAUCCGUUUCUCCCAUCCCUAUGCAGCCCUUUGCGUCUUCCACCACAACACUCUCUAUGCCCUUAAUGUCAAGGGAUGAGGUAGACAUUUUUGAAGGAAGACUAGCUAGUCUCUUUGACAUACCUUCUACCUCUCCCACCUCUACUGCUGAAGCUGAGCCAUUAGCCUUGGCUAACUCCUUAUUGGAAAUCUUCGAGAGUUCUCCUUCCUCCAGUAACAAGCCUUUUGUACCUCCAGUAGAUUUGGACACAUGCUUGCAACUGCUGACUUCCUUUUCAAGGAUCCCCUUCGAGGCUCUACAAAGGCCUAUCAUCAGGAAUAGGUUCCUUCAAUGCUGUAACAUUGCUGAGCAGUCUGCCAUGAGUGUCUCAAGUCAUUUAUCUCAGGCUGCAGCUACUAUUGAUUUUUAUCUCAACAUUUGCCAUGCUGCUAAGGCUGCGGAUGAUAAGCUGGCUAAGGACCAGAGUUUUGUUUCUCAAGUGCAUACCGAAGUAUCAUCUCUGAAAGAACAACACUCUUCUGCCUCCCACUUUCGAGUCCAACUUCUGGAGAAGAAAGCUCAGCUCGAAGAGGAGUUAGCCGCGGUAAACCAAGCCUUGGUUCGAACUGAUAAGAAACUGCACAUCACCAAUCAAGGGCUGGCUAAUCGAAAAGAAGACAUGGCUGCGGCUAUUCAAUUAUUUCCUUCUCUUAGCAAUAGGAAAGCUAUUGUACAAAAACAACUAAAGCAUUGUAAUGAUUUUUGGGCCAAUUUGUGGCACGAUGUACUUAAUUCUUUAUGAAAGCACAAUAUUUUGAAUAUUACUUGAACAAGCUUGUAUUUUUGCAUAUGGUGUUUCACUCUAU
Camellia sinensis is the source of this 3174-nucleotide messenger RNA. The record is from RefSeq and is a predicted model, not a curated record. Lineage: Eukaryota; Viridiplantae; Streptophyta; Magnoliopsida; Ericales; Theaceae.